Molecule: messenger RNA, 2535 nt
Organism: Cuscuta campestris
Lineage: Eukaryota; Viridiplantae; Streptophyta; Magnoliopsida; Solanales; Convolvulaceae
Source: the annotation of a GenBank genome assembly
CAAACAGCCCCAGUGCCAUCAUGGCGGCAAAGCAAUUCCAUAUCUAAAAAAGAACCACAAAAGAAACCGGUUGAUAAAAUUUGCAGGAGACAUGAGCGAGCAGCAUCUCUGUAGUCAACUCUGAGAUUAAGGACGGCGGCGGAGGACGCUAUCGUGAACACGGUUGUGAAAUGGCGGACGAAUCGGAGAUAUACGACGGAACCCGGGCCCAAUUUCCUCUGACCUUCGGCAAGCAAGCGCAGUCUCAAAUCCCUCUCGAAAUCGUCCACCGCGCCACCCGCCGCGCCGCCUCGGCGCCGGACGAGAAAUCCGUAGAUGGCAAACUCAAUGCGUCGUCAUCAGAGAGCAAAGACGGACCGUCAUUGUCUUCGUCUUCCCAAUCCUGGCUAGAGUCGUUCAAGAACGCAAACCCUAGGAAUCCAAAGAAGAGCGGGACUUUUGGGCCUCUGAGACCACUUGCUAGCUUAGACCCGGGGAAUGAAAAGGAGGAGAAGGAAGAGGAUAUCGCUAUGAUUGGACCUCCACUGCCUCCAGCAGUUGAUGAUGACGAGGAUGAGCCAUUGAUUGGCCCGCCUGCGCCACCACCCGGUUCGGUUGGAUCGGAUUCUGAUGACGCAUCUGAAGAUGAAGAAGAAAACCAAUACCGGAUACCUCUGAGCAAUGAAAUAGUGUUAAAAGGGCAUUCAAAGGUUGUUUCUGCACUUGCAGUGGACCAUACAGGAUCAAGAGUUCUCUCCGGUAGCUAUGACUAUAGUGUUCGGAUGUAUGAUUUUCAAGGGAUGAAUGCCAGACUACAGUCGUUUCGACAGCUGGAGCCAUUUGAAGGCCACCAAGUUCGCAGUUUGAGUUGGAGUCCCACCGCAGAUCGGUUUUUAUGUGUCACUGGCUCAGCUCAGCUCAAGAUAUGUGAUCGUGAUGGACUUACUCUUGCUGAAUCUGACAGGGGAGAUAUGUACAUACGUGACCUUAAGAAUACCAAAGGACACAUCUCAGGCUUGACUUGUGGGGAAUGGCAUCCUAAAACAAAGGAGACUAUCUUAACAUCGUCAGAAGAUGGUUCACUGAGAACGUGGGACGUGAAUGACUUAAAAUGUCAAAAGCAGGUCAUUAAACCGAAACUCUCUAGGCCAGGGAGAGUUCAUGUGACCACAUGCUGUUGGGAUCGUGAAGGAAAGAGCAUUGCAGGCGGUAUAGGAGAUGGCUCUCUACAGAUAUGGAAUCUCAAGCCUGGUUGGGGAAGCAGACCAGACCUACAUGUAUCAAAUGCACACACAGAUGAUAUUACUGGAGUCAAGUUUUCAAGUGAUGGAAGGAUUUUAUUGUCAAGAAGCUUUGACGGGUCAAUGAAGGUUUGGGAUUUGCGGAAGAUGAAAGAACCCCUGAAGGUUUUUGAUGAUCUUCCAAAUCAUUAUGCACAAACAAAUGUUGCAUUUAGUCCAGAUGAACAAAUCUUUUUGACUGGGACAUCUGUUGAAAAAGAUAGCUCCAUUGGAGGUUUACUGUGCUUUUAUGAUCGGGUGAAGAUGGAACUUGUGUCAAGAGUCGGAAUCUCCCCUACUUGCAGUGUUGUGCAGUGUGCUUGGCACCCAAGGCUAAAUCAGGUAUUUGCAACUACGGGAGAUAAGCGUGAGGGAGGAACACACAUACUAUAUGAUCCAACCCUUAGUGAAAGAGGGGCUCUUGUAUGUGUUGCUCGUGCACCCAGGAAGAAGUCUGUUGAUGAUUUUCAGGCACAACCAGUGAUUCACAACCCACAUGCACUGCCCUUGUUUAGGGACCAGCCUAGCCGUAAACGUCAGCGUGAGAAGAUGUUGAAAGACCCACUCAAGUCUCAUAAACCCGAACUGCCCAUCACCGGGCCUGGUCAUGGUGGACGGGUGGGUUCCACAAAUGGAAGCAUGCUCACACAAUAUCUACUCAGGGAAGGAGGGCUGAUCAAGGAAACUUGGAUGGAUGAAGAUCCAAGAGAAGCUAUCCUGAAGUAUGCUGAUGUAGCUGCAAAAGAUCCAAAAUACAUAGCUCCAGCGUACUCCCAAACGCAGCCUCAACCAAUCUUCCAUGCCUCCGAUGAUGAAGAAGACGAAGAUAAAUAAUUCAGAACCUAAACGAUUCUUUCUGAGCUACAGAUCUACUAUUCUUCCAAUGCCAUACAACUAGCAUCGUAGUUCUGGCUAUGAAGAUUCCGAUCACCAAUGUGAAGAUUGUGUUGCUGAACCACAAUGUAUAUGCUAUGUCAAGUGUCAAAACAUACCAGUGAUCAAAACAAAGGCAUGAAUUAAACGAGUAUGAGAUCUUCAUUCAGCAUUCUUGAGCAAUGUAAACAUACCAGUGACUCCAAGCUAAUGAACUAAGACCUGAAUCAUCUUUCACACAAUCAUUGAGUGAUGUUUAUGCAAUAGAGGAUCAAGAAGAGAAGUUUUGUCUCAUGUUGUCAUGUUCUUAAACAUCACAAAUCAUUUUCAUAGGCAAGUGUCACUCUUGGUGUUAUAUUUUCAGAUUCUUUGAAUACUCCAUACGUGAUAUUCUGUAUUUUCU